UUGAAAACCCACCCGUCGACGGAGACACGAACGUCGUAUUAUUGCUUAUUUUGAGUCUUAAAAAUCCACAAAGAUGUCUAUUUUUACGCCGACCAACCAAAUCCGGCUGACUAACGUGGCCGUGGUUCGGAUGAAGAAGGCGGGGAAGCGCUUCGAAAUCGCGUGUUACAAGAACAAAGUUGUGAGCUGGAGAUCUGGAGCGGAGAAAGACCUGGACGAAGUCCUGCAGACGCACUCAGUCUUCACCAACGUGUCCAAAGGUCAAACAGCCAAGAAAGAAGAUAUAAUCAAAGCGUUUGGGACAGAAGAUCAGACAGAAAUCUGCAAACAGAUCUUGGCCAAAGGGGAGCUCCAGGUGUCGGACAAGGAGAGGCAGAACCAGCUGGAGACCAUGUUCAGGGACAUCGCCACCAUCGUGGCGGAGAAGUGCGUGAACCCUAACACCAAGAGGCCGUACACGGUCAGCCUCAUUGAGCGGGCCAUGAGGGACAUCCACUACUCCGUCAAGCCCAACAGGGGCACCAAGCAGCAGGCCCUGGAGGUGAUCCGGCAGCUGAAGGAGAGCAUGGAAAUCCAGAGGGCCCACAUGAAGCUGCGCUUCCUGCUGCCGGCCAAAGACGCCAAGAGGGUGAAGGAGAAGCUGAAGCCGCUGCUGCAGGGGGUGGAGAGCGAGGAGUUCGACGACGACCUGGAGAUGAUCUGCCUCGUGGACCCCGGCUGCUUCAGGGAGAUCGACGAGCUGAUCCGCUGCGAGACCAGGGGCCGGGGGACGCUGGAGGUUCUCAGCCUGAAGGAGGUGGAGGAGGGAGAGGAGAGGCUGUAGAGACCCGGCCGUCGGACUGAACCGGGCUGAUCCGGGCUGAUCCGGGCCUCGUCGACACUAACACCCGCCGCUGGGGCGUUAAACCUGCAACCCUUAUAAAAGAUUGUUUUCA
This is a messenger RNA of Cololabis saira (Pacific saury), 935 nucleotides long. RefSeq names its product SBDS ribosome maturation factor (gene sbds). The coding region runs from base 74 to 823 and encodes 249 amino acids. Gene Ontology annotation, biological process: ribosome biogenesis; cytosolic ribosome assembly. The transcript is spliced from 5 exons. The record is from RefSeq and is a predicted model, not a curated record. NCBI's taxonomy places the organism in Eukaryota, Metazoa, Chordata, Actinopteri, Beloniformes, Belonidae.